Molecule: messenger RNA, 1710 nt
Organism: Trypanosoma grayi
Lineage: Eukaryota; Euglenozoa; Kinetoplastea; Trypanosomatida; Trypanosomatidae
Exons: 1
Coding region: 1-1710 (569 amino acids)
Biological process (GO): positive regulation of GTPase activity; positive regulation of TORC1 signaling
Cellular component (GO): cytosol
Molecular function (GO): GTPase activator activity
Source: RefSeq, a predicted model, not a curated record
AUGCUGCGAGCAUUGUGGAGUGUGCCCAUGGUGACUUUGGGAGAGUUUGACUCUCUUGAGGGGCCAAAGGCGAUAUGUGUAUCAGAAUAUUACGCUUAUCAAGAAAUAGAUGCUUUUGGUCCCCAAUUAUUGGAGCUUUCUGCACUGCAUGGGAAAAUUCUAUUUAGCGCUCGAGUGGCUAGUGGACCGUUGUGCUCAGAUUAUAAGGAGCGGAUGAAAGCGGUUGUGGCACGCGUUCUUGCUUCCAACGAAUCAACUGAAGAAUCUGUAAUUAUGUUGGAUCCAAUAGCAGGUGGGAUUGCUAGUGUGUCAUUUUGCUUGUCAGAUAUACUUGCACGUGGUGAAAAAAGGCGUUUUUGUGUGAUAGUGACGCAUCCUCAAAGUGAUGAGCUUGUACGUCAAUGGCCAGUGCUUUCAUGCUUCCUAAAAAAAUUAUUGGAGGAUUGGGUUGCCACAGCGAAAAAGCGCUUGACUUUUGAGUAUUCUACGUUUCCUGAUUUGGAGAGACGGCGCGAGGAGGCACGCAAGUGCCCAAUGCGAUCCUUGAUGACCUUGUUGGCUCGGAAUAUGGAAUCGGAGGAUUCAGUGUUUAGACGCGUACACGUUUUUUUUGAGUGUGCGCUUCCUCGUGUGUUUGGCGGUGAACCGUUGAGACUUAGUGGAUGCAUCUCAGAGACUUUGAUGAUGAACUUGGUGAGGCAGCACCUUGAAAAGGAGCUUCAUUUAGUAAGUAUUGUUGACGUCGAUUUAGAGUGCCAUCAUGAAGAAGGAAGAUAUAUUUCAGUGGGUAACGGAAAGUUACUUACAGCUGGUCGACCUCCAAUAGUAAAACCUCUUUCUGUGUGGCUUCUCCAGUUUGUUCAGAACUCGGCUACUGGAUUACAAGAAACUGAGCGGCUUCUUCUUGCACUUUUCAGUGGAAACCAAAUUCUGAUUUAUGGGGAGGAUAGUCUCCAUUGCGCUAAUCUGGCACUUUCCUUGUCACAAGUACUACCAAGACCUUUGAGGCGCGUCACGAUUUUUGCGGAAGAGUAUGUUAUGCCAUAUGAAAGCAGAAUUGUUAGUUUUAAUCAGCGUCUCUGCGAGAGAUAUCAAGUCGACAAUGCACACAUACUUGAAGAUGAAUUUCUAGAGUCAGAUAUUGUGUGUGUAAACACCAGUUGCAGAGGCUGUAUACUUUCCGUUAACAAGUGUGAUGAGCUGUCGCAUCCACGCGCUGUUGCUAAAAAUAAUCGGUCGUCAAAGAUAAAAAAUACAUUGCCUCCACAAAUAGUGUCACGGAUCACCGAUUUGUUCCGUUCGCAACGCUCUGCUAACGUCACCGUGCAUACAUGUAAGGUGCUUCAAUUUCGCCUUGAGCAACUUGUGAAUGAGUACGUCAUGCGUGGUCGGGUAUACAGCAGAUUGUUCCAAGAACAUGAACUGAAGUGCAACCAAAGGGUAUUGGGAUUAGCCAAAUCGGAUGUUUCUGGUCAGUCACGAUUCGGUGGCUUGGGUAGCGCAGUGCGGAAUUUGUUUACUGGAUACGUGUUGCAGACUGAAAACCGUGAUUCAGCCUCAUCUUCUACUACUGAAUACGGGUGUAUCACCAAGGGUAACACUGCCUCCUUUUUGAAACUUCUGAAGGAAAGUGGCUUGGAUUUGUGGGUGACGUCGAGCACCGAUCAUGAUGCACUUCUCUUCCUUGGAAGCGCAUCAUGCAUGCUGUAA